CAGCUGACGAGGCCGCCUUCUACCGACGCGCCGCGUCACUUCUGGACGAUGCAGGCAUUCGCGUACUUUACAGAUGUUGCUUUCUGCUAGAGUAUUCAAAGGGUGAAGAAGGUAGAAAAUAGAGUAAGGAAAGUGAAUCAAUAGAGUCACAAGCGGCGAAACGCGCUGCGGACCGUAGCUAGAGGCGACGUUCACCUCUCCGACGGAGACUAGCGAAUAAAGAAGCUAUUUGCAGGGGAGAAAAUGAAGGCCCUUCACCGCGGCUCAUGGCGUAGAAGAAGAAAGAGCGACGAAAGUGUCUUCCUUGGGGAUGUCUCCAGCGAGACAAAAGCACUGGGGCAGACGAGACGACACAGAUACUCUUGGACAUCCAUCUUUCAUCGAGAAAAUUCGUGCUCUCAGAGCCAGGUGUAUGUACACCUGAAGAGGAGGAAGUGCAGAUCGGACAAGCAGUUUUGCUUUCAAGUGUGUGUGGGUGUUUUUCGUUUCCUCGCUGUCCACUGGGAGGAAGGCAUUAAGCACUCUGGGAGGCGGCUUUUCUCGAGCUGAAAUAGUCGGAGAUGGCGUUCGCUUUUCAUCUGUCCUCCAUUCCUUGCCUCUUGCUUCUUUCCUUUUAUUCGACCUUCUCAUUCUCGGCGGUCUUUGCCUUUCUCCUUGCUCUCUCGGCGUCCUCUUCCGCUUCCGAAAAAUACUGGACGUUCUCGGUUACCGCCGGUGCUCUGUGUCUUCGUCCACUGGUUGUCGAGUCUGUCCUCCUUCGGUCACCUUUCUGUCUGUUUUUCUCCUCAACGGAUCGAAACCGGUCUUGCCUUUCUCCGACGUCGGCCUUUCGUUUCUCCUGAUCUUCUCGCUCACCUCCAUUCUCGAUGCGCAUGUUUCUCCACUGUGUCCUCCCCAACGUCCUUCGCCCCGGAGGAGUUCUCCCUCCUCGCUUGCUGCCCUCUUCCUGCCAGUCCUCCUCGUCCGCGUUGCUUCUUCGCUUCUUCUUCUCGCUUCUGUUCUCUUCGUCCGCCAGGUGCUCCGCGUCCGCGUUGCUUCUUCGCUUCUUCUUCUCGCUUCUGUUCUCUUCGUCCGCCGGGUGCUCUGCGCCCAGUUACUUGGCGCGAGAAGCUGGGCUGCGAGGAGCACACAGGGGAAGACAGAGAGACAAGAAAGGGAGAUGGAGAGGGAGACGCGGCCGAAGAGGAGACUGUGUUGGCGGCCGUCGCUUGAAGACGAGGAGGGCGGCGGACAUGAGCGCGAAAGUGAAGGGAGUGAGAUGAGGAACGCAGCAAGGAACAAAGGCCCAGACGACACAGAAGUGAGAGAACAAGGACGAGAAGAAGAUACAGAGAGCGCCGAUGAAGUUGAGGUGACCGCUGUCGUGCUCCCUUUGGCGACGGUGCUCCGAUCGAGUCUGGAAUCUCUGGCCGCCGAACGCGCGUCUCCUCCUUCUUUCCGGUCGUGCGUCCGGACGUCUGUCUGCUCGGGUGUCAUCGACGAAACAGAGGAGAGGCAGAGCAGUUCUGGCAGGGCAUGCAGCAAGUGGACGGCAGUCGGGGAGGAAGCGCGUCGAGGCGAGAGAGCGAAGGAGGUCGCGGAGGAAGACCUCGAGAGAGAGAAGAAGAGACAGAGAGGAGGAGCCGAGCAAGCGACAAAUGUUGAGGAGCCGGAUGCGGAAAGAGGAGAAGCAACAGAAAUGAGAGGAUCGCGAAAGCGGAACAAAGGACAAGGUGUGGCGCAAGGAGAAAUUAAAGAGCGAGAGGAGGACGCCGAAACAGAUCUUUUCAUUUCCUCUUCGGAUACCGAAUGCGAUGAAUUCAGGAAGCAAGAAGGAGUGUCUUCUUCCUCUUUCGCUAACCCUGAGAAUCACGAGUCCUGUUCUUCCUCUCCUUCUCCUGCGUUGCCUCCAUCUUCUUCUGCCUUGCCGUCUCCUCCUUCUGCUUCCUCUUCUGCUCUCGCUCGGCCCUCCGCGUCUUCCUCUUCUUCCUCUUUUCCUUCGUCAGCCUCUACCUCUUCCCUCUCUUCCUUUGCUCCGUCCUCUUCGUCUUUUCGCGCUUCCUCCUCUUCUUCUCGCUCUGCGUCUGCGGCUCCUGGCGGCCGGCCGCCGGCUACGGGCGACCUCACUGACUUCGUGGUGGAGAAGCUGCAGCUGCUGGCGAGCAAGUACGAAGAGCAUGGCGAGGUGUGGAGGGCGAUGAGCUUCCGGGUGGCCUCCGGCGUCCUUCGUCAGUGCAGCGGCGCGGCCUUCCGAGCUGCCGAGCAGGCGAGGAGAAGAGCGGUGCAGAAUUCGUCUUCGGCUGCACUCCAACAGACUCAACUUGCGCCCGCUUCGCCCACAGGGAAGAGAUCGGAAAUCGCAUCUGGUUGCGACAGCUCCGCGUGUGACGCUUCAUCGUCUCACUUGGCCUCUCCGCCUUCUUCCUCUCCAUCUGCCUCUCCUGCUGCCUCGCCUUCUUUCUCAUCUGCUGUCGCUUCCUCUCGUUCUCCCUUGUCUUCGUCUGCUCGAGCACGCUUGCGCCGCGAAGGGAUCACGCGGGAGAACUACGCGUUGUUGAAGCACGAGCCUGGCAUCGGCGCUUCGAUUUUCCAGACGGUCGAGGAGCUGAUUUUGACAGGAACGACCCGCCGGCUGCAGCUGCUGCUCCACGGCGAGCGUUCGGCUGCCCGAGAGGAGUUGCAAAGCGUCUGGGGCGUUGGUUUUCACACGGCGGAGAAGCUGAUUGCCUUGGAUGUAUGCUCAGUUUCAGAUCUGCGCCGGGUCGUAGCGAAGUUCCUCAGCCCUCCGCAGCAGCUCAGCAACAGGACGCCGGGACCCGAGGCCGCAGAGUCGGCAGAUGCAAUUCGUGCGGACGCAGGUGAAGCGCGAGAGAUGGGAGUCACAGCGAGCGAGAAAAAAACAGAAACCGACGAAUCUGCAAGCCGGAGACAGACGCUCCUGCACAGCCUUUUUGACGCAGAACACGUCGAUACCUAUUUGGAAACGGGCAAGGCUGGGGGACGCGGGAGAAAGCCGCUGAGGCGCUGGGCGAAAGUCGCCGAGACACCCGAGCGAGGUGUACAUACACCCCAGCGAGGUGUGCAGACGCCGGAGCAGCUUCCAGGCGAGGGACCGGGUGAAGAUGGCGCGGCGCGCCCGCGCAUUUCCUCUUUUUUUCGGGGAGCGAAAGAGGGCGACGACCCGAUGGAAGAAAGGAGACAGCAAGAGGCAGCGCGGCUGCUCUCCAGGCCACAGCUCAUCGGUCUCAAGCAUGUCGAGGCCUUCCGGAAGCGGAUUCCGCGGGAGGAGGUCGCGGCAGUCGCCGCCUUCGUUCGGCGAGAGCUGGGCCUUGAUUCCAUCGAGGACAAAGCGACAGAAAGUCCCGGUGGUCGGUGGCAAGAGGCAACGAACGUGGUGGUCCGGAAGCGAACGAAGCGCGAACAGAGAGAGGACGAAGAAGGGAGGAAAGGCGAGACAGCGAAGGAGGUGAAGAAGGGUGCAGUCGAGACAGCUGACGAUGGUUCAUGCUCCUGGACGGAUGGAUUGGUGGGGAUGGAUGUGUGCGGCAGCUAUCGGCGAGGCAAGGCCGAAUGUGGAGAUAUCGACAUUCUCCUCAUUCGUCGAGACGACGUUCCCGAGGGGUUGUUGCAACACGUCGUCGCCCGCCUGACGUCGUGCGGCCUUCUCGUCGACCAUCUGCUGCUUAACGCAGCUGCAAAUUCUCACUUUGACACUGCAGGCCGGAGCGCCAGAGCUCAAGGCGAACGCUCCAAAGAACGCUCUGUGGCCUCGGAGCGGCGAGGUCGAAAGUUGUCUGAAGAGGACAAAGAGGCUGCGUCCAAGAUGCGCUCUUCGCGACACUCAGGCGCCGAACUGUACUGCGGUGUCUGUGUCUGGCCUCCCUGGCCUACGGACGGAAACGCGAGUUCGUCGGACCCCGUCUGUCGCGCCGAAUCGACAUCAAAAUUUAUCCAGAGCGAUCCCGCGCGUACGCGCUGCUUUACUUCACCGGCGCCGCGCAGUUCAACCGGAGCAUGCGUUUGUGGGCGAAGAACUGUUGCCUCCUGCUCGACGACACAGGCUGCUAUCCGAGAGGCCUGGGGACGGAGGCCCUCCAGAGGCGAAAGUCUUCGAGGAAAGUCCAAGACGACCCGAGUUGGGCGCUCUCGCCCACGCACGAGUCGCCGGAGGAGACCAGUGACGACACUGAGGGGGAACGCAGUGGGAAGGACGCAGAGAAAGGUUCGCCGGAAUGCGUGGGAGCGCCAAACACAGGAAACGCGGAGGCGGCUGAGAGAGACGUUGCGAAAAAGGAGGCGGCGGAGAGAGACGCUGCGAAGGAGGAGGCGGCGGAGAGAGACGCUGCGAAGGAGGAGGCGGCGGAGAGAGACGCUGCGAAGGAGGAGGCGGCGGAGAGAGACGCUGCGAAGGAGGAGGCGGCGGAGAGAGACGCUGCGAAGGAGGAGGCGGCGGAGAGAGACGCUGCGAAAGAAGAGUCGACGGGAGGGGAAGAGCAAGGCGGAUUUUCACGCCGGCUCGGGAGCCUCAUAGGGUGCGAGAGAAGGGGAAACGCCGCCGGACGGAAGGGCGGGUGCGUGCACUGUUCGACGGAAAAAGAAAUCUUCGACCUCCUAGGUCUGCAGUUUGUGCCGCCAGAAGACAGAGAGGCUUUUGUCCAUCCGAAGGACGCAACCCUCACGUCGUAUCCAUCCAGCAGCCAGGGAAGUGAGUAGACACUCUGAGUGCAAAUCGAGAAAAACUCCUCUCGAGCCAGAAGGCUCGAGAUUUUUCACACUGGUACGCCUUCCCUGACGGUGGGUGCUUCGUGAGACCGGGAGCGUAGAUCCAGGCCGACCCAUUAAGUAUUCUGGUGAGCUUCGGCCGGAGCAAAGGGUGAACAGGACGAGGUCAGUCAUUCAAGGCCACUGAGACAGUCCAGAGCUUCGGGGACUGGCCCCAACGUUUUUCAAGUUGUGGCGUCUGUGGCGAUGAACUGAAAAGGUGCAGGUAUCGACUUUCCGGCGCGAGUCGUGAACAG
Toxoplasma gondii ME49 is the source of this 4997-nucleotide messenger RNA. RefSeq lists its product as hypothetical. Gene Ontology annotation, cellular component: nucleus. The transcript is spliced from 3 exons. Gene Ontology annotation, molecular function: DNA-directed DNA polymerase activity; DNA binding. NCBI's taxonomy places the organism in Eukaryota, Apicomplexa, Conoidasida, Eucoccidiorida, Sarcocystidae. Gene Ontology annotation, biological process: double-strand break repair via nonhomologous end joining. The coding region runs from base 1160 to 4510 and encodes 1116 amino acids. The record is from RefSeq and is a predicted model, not a curated record.